This is a messenger RNA of Chlamydomonas reinhardtii, 2938 nucleotides long. RefSeq lists its product as uncharacterized. Gene Ontology annotation, cellular component: peroxisomal membrane. Gene Ontology annotation, biological process: peroxisome organization. Lineage: Eukaryota; Viridiplantae; Chlorophyta; Chlorophyceae; Chlamydomonadales; Chlamydomonadaceae. The transcript has 8 exons. Bases 38 to 2056 code for a protein of 672 amino acids. The record is from RefSeq and is a predicted model, not a curated record.
UGUCGGGCUCAGUCGUGAUGCUAAUAUAUUGGCAAACAUGUUAGAGCGAUACAAAGAAUGGGUGCGGCGCCACCCUGGAAUUGUACAAAACCUGGACUGGCUUCUCCUACUCACCGUUUGGAACCCUAGCCGCACAUCUGGUGGCUCGGAAGCAACAUAUGAAGCAUACCAUGCCGCUGUGGGCCUGCUCUCGCUUUGGCACCAGCACAUCAUCGAGGAGAAGGAACUGCCCACUUCGCGGCCGACGCCCUAUCUGCUGCUGGACGCCUUGGAGUAUGUGGAGACGCUCAUUGAGCUGCGCGGCAUGCGGCUGGAGGCGGCCGGCAAGAUGAGCCGCUACUCGCCGCUGCUGGCAGUGGAGCUGGCCAAGGCCGGCCUGAAGAUGGCGGCGUGGUCGCGCUACUCGGCCCACAUGUUCCUGCGGCGGCCCUCGCCCGACGACCUACACCAGUUCGAGAGCGAGCUGGGGCUGCAGGACAUCCUGGCAUCGCUGGAGCGGCUGCGUAGCCGUUACACAGACCACAAGCAGGCGCAACUACGGCGGGAGCAAAAGGAGACGCAGGAGGGGGUGGACGGCUGGCCGGCCUCGGGCUCUGGUGAGUGCGCCAGUUGCAGCGCCGCGGCCUGCGGCUCCGCUGCAGGCGCGGGACCGGCUGCGCCCGGCUGCGGCAGUAGCUGUGGCAGCUGCGGGCCUGCUACUGCCGACCGGUACGGGCUGCGGGAGUUUCUGGGGGAGCAGGUGGGCGGCUGGGCGGCGUCGCUCUACGGGGCCGUGGCGGCUGUAGCAGACGCGUGUCAGCAGCAGCAGCAGCAGCAGCAGCAAUCAGCGUGUGGAGCAGGCUGUAGCAGGAGCGCUGGCGCGGCGGCGGCGCAGCGGCAGGGCGUGGUGGAGGAGCAGGCGGCUGCCGUGGCCGCGGCGGUAGCAGACGAGCGGGCGCGGAGCGGGGCGGCGUGCAGCACCUCGCUGCGGUGUAGCGGCAGCGGUGGCGGAGCGGUGUCAGCAGCGGCAGAUGCCGCGGAACGACUUCGAGCGGUGGAGAGGUGGGAGUGGCCGGCAACGCUCACGAAGCAGGCAGCGGCGGUGUACAGUGAAAUAGAGCCCGAGCAUGGGCUCAAGUCCUCGCCAGCGGGCGGCGCUGGUGGGUGCGCUGGCGCGGCCGCAGGCAAGUCGCAGCCGCCGCAGCAGCAGGCAGGGCAGGCGCGCAGCGCCUGUGGCUCCACUUCCUCUGCUGGUGCCCCCGGCCCCUCACGCGUCAGCGGCUCCUCGGGUUUCCCCUUUGGCUUCGGAUUGGGCCGUGCCGGCGGCGCGGCCGGCGGGGCGGGUGUGGCGGCGGCUGAGGCGGCGGCGGCGGCGGGCGACACGGAGGCGGCGGCCGACCCCGAGGGCCACAUGGGCCGCAACCUGCUGUGGCUGUCGGAGCUGCUGCACAUCUGGCGGCCCGUGGUGUACGUCAGCAUGCUGAGGAGGUACGGGCGGCGCUCCUGGCGGCCCUGGUUCGCCUCUCUGGCGCUGGACCUGUUGUUGGGCCACUUCCGGCGGCGGGGGCAGCAGCACAUGGAGGCGGCGGCGGCGCGCGCUGCUGCGCGCGCGGCGGCGGCGGAGGCGGCCGGCUUCGGCGCUGAGGCGGAGUCGGGGUCGGCGGAGGCGGAGGCGGGCGGCCGGGGCGCAGGCGCGCCGGGCGGGGCGGGCGGCAAGGUGCCGCCGGGUGUGGCUGCGGCGGCGGGGCGGCAGCGGCCGCCUGCACUGUCUCAGGCGGCGGCGGCGGCGGCGGUACCUCGGGGCGCGGGGUCGUCCUUGCUGAGCCUGGCGCUGGCGAGGUCUCUGGCGGCCCCCGGGGUCAGCCCCGGCGAGGAGCGGGAGCUGUACGAGCGGCGGCGCAAGCUGCUGCUAUACGCCCUGCGCAGCCCCUUCCUGGAGGCCACCACACUGUCGUGGCUGUCCUCGCUGCGCUCCGCCACGUCACGGGUGCCGCUGCUGGGCGCGGGGGCGGACUACCUGUACGGCCUGGUAGACACGUUCACCGCCUACUACUGCUACACCAGCGGCAGCAACUAAGUAGGAAGCUGUGGCCUAGGGGUGCAGAUCAGGGUAUGGUUUUCUGGAGGGAACUGCAAAGACCAUGCUGGGAGUCCAGCACCUCCUGGUACUGCUACACCAGCGGCAGCAACCAGUGAGGGGGCUGUGGCAAAGAGGCGCACGUGCCACUGCUACUGCUGUUCCGGCGGCGGCACAUGGGCAGGUUGGCUUGGAGCGCGGAGGGCUUUCAGAUGUGGAUGUGCGAGGCAGAGGGAAGAUAGGGGUGGGAGGCGGCGAAGGGCAGGAGCGCGGUGUUGGCGGCUGGCGGCCGGGGGCGAGAGUGGGGGCAUGCUGCGGCUGGCGACACGGGUGUUGCAUGUGUGGCGCUGUGCCUGGCAAGAUGGCGGUGGCGAUACCGUGUGCAUGUGCGUGUAUGUAUGUGCGUGUAUGUGUGUACACAUGUGUGUGAGAGAGAGUGUGUGUGUAUUGCCCAACCCGACACAAUGGAGAGGCGCAUGAGCAACUGCGUGUGCCUUGGCCGUCCCAUUCUGGAUGUAACUUGUGUAACUUUUGAAUGUGUUUGUGUUCUUGUUGAUGGGUGAAAACCCCUCCGUUUAAUACCGCGAUAGAUGGUGCCAAUCAACUCGUCUUGAGAGGCUCUAUCGGCCUGCGUAACUUACGGCCUGACUAUAAAUUUCACGUGCACGGUUUCCAUCUGUGGUUCCCGAAAAUGUUACGCCCGCGCGCGGCCCGCCCGUUCUGCGUCACACCCAAUUUAGUCAAGUCUCCCUGAGUCUCCCCCCGCAACGUUGGCCCUGGAGAGCCUGAGUGAAGGGCUCUACCCGGGGGGAGGGGUAAUUUCGACUGGGAGAGGGUGAAUGGCUCUACCGCGCUGCGCCAUCUGGGCUAUCACUGCGAUUU